This is a messenger RNA of Octodon degus (degu), 2365 nucleotides long. It is a transcript of the gene Lrrc15, whose product is annotated as leucine rich repeat containing 15. Gene Ontology annotation, molecular function: protein binding. The transcript has 2 exons. Lineage: Eukaryota; Metazoa; Chordata; Mammalia; Rodentia; Octodontidae. The coding region runs from base 20 to 1768 and encodes 582 amino acids. The record is from RefSeq and is a predicted model, not a curated record.
UGGGUGCCGAGCUCUGGCCAUGCCGCUGAAACUCUCCCUCCUCCUGCUGCUGGGCUGCCAGGCCUGGGCUGCUGUCUCAGCCUACUAUGGCUGCCCCAGCGAGUGCACCUGCUCCCGGGCCUCGCAGGUGGAGUGCACAGGUGCGCGCAUUGCAGUGGUGCCCACGCCCCUGCCCUGGAACGCCAUGAGCCUGCAGAUCCUCAACACGCACAUCACCGAGCUCAAUGAGUACCCGUUCCUCAACACCUCGGCCCUCAUUGCCCUGCGGAUUGAGAAGAAUGAGCUGUCCACCAUCCUGCCGGGGACUUUCCGCAACUUGGGCUCCCUGCGGUACCUCAGCCUGGCCAACAACAAGCUGCAGAUCCUGCCGGUCGGCCUCUUCCAGGGCCUGGAUAACCUUGAGUCACUGCUGCUGUCCAGCAACCAGCUGGUGCAAAUCCAGCCAGCCCACUUCUCCCAGUUCAGCAACCUCAAAGAGCUGCAGCUUCAUGGCAACCACCUGGAGUACAUCCCCGACGGUGUCUUCGACCACCUGGUGGGGCUCACCAAGCUCAACCUGGGCAAGAACAGCCUCACCCAGCUCUCACCGCGUGUCUUCCAGCACCUGGGCAACCUGCAGGUGCUGCGGCUGUAUGAGAACAGGCUGGCGGACAUCCCCAUGGGCACCUUUGACGGGCUGGGCAGCCUGCAGGAGCUGGCCCUGCAGCAGAAUCAGAUCGGCGCUCUGUCACCUGGCCUCUUCCACAACAACCGCAACCUGCAGCGGCUCUACCUAUCCAACAACCAUAUCUCCCAGCUGCCGCCCGGCAUCUUCAUGCAGCUGCCUCAGCUUAACCGGCUCACGCUCUUCGGCAAUGCCCUCAAGGAGCUGUCCCCGGGCAUCUUCGGGCCCAUGCACAACCUGCGCGAGCUCUGGCUCUAUGACAACCACAUCACCUCCCUGGCUGACAACGUCUUCAGCAACCUGCACCACCUGCAGGUGCUGAUCCUCAGCCGCAAUCAGAUCACCUUCAUCUCUCCCGGUGCCUUCAAUGGGCUGGGGGAGCUCCGCGAGCUGUCCCUGCACACCAACGCGCUGCAGGACCUGGACGGGAGCGUGUUCCGUGCACUCACCAACCUGCAGAACGUCUCCCUGCAGAACAACCGCCUCCGCCAGCUCCCGGGCAAUCUCUUCGCCCACGUCAAUGGGCUCAUGACCAUCCAGCUGCAGAACAACCAGCUGGAAAACCUGCCGCUGGGCAUCUUUGACCACCUGGGCAACCUGUGUGAGUUGCGGCUCUACGACAACCCCUGGAGGUGCGACACAGACAUUCUGCCACUUCGCAACUGGCUCUUGCUCAACAGGGCCAGGCUGGGGACCGACACCCUCCCGGUGUGCUCCAGCCCAGCCAACGUCCGAGGCCAGUCCAUAAUCAUCAUCAGCGUCAAUGCUGCUGUCCCCAGUGUCCAGGUCCCGCCCAUCCACGAGGUACCCACCUACCCUGAAACACCUGGGUACCCAGACACAUCCAGGUACCCCGACAUCACGUCCAUCUCCACCACCACAGAGAUCACGAGCUCCGCGGAGGACCUCACCGACCUGACCACCAUCGGGGGCUCCGACACCCGCGACAUAGACAGCGGGACCCAGAGCGGGCUGGCCAUCGCUGCCAUUGUCAUCGGCAUUGUUGCGCUGGCCUGCUCCCUUGCUGCCUGCAUCUGCUGCUGCUGCUGUAAGAAGAGGAGCCAGGCAGUGAUGAUGCAAAUGAAGGCGCCCAACGAGUGCUAGGAAUGUGGGCGGGAGCUGGGCUGGGCAAGGGACACUCGGGCCCUCUGCGUGCAGCCCAAGUCCCUGCAGCAGCCAGGCUUCUGGAGAGAGGUGGGCCUGUUCUGCCUGCACCCUGUCCUGCAGCGAGACCUGCCAGACCACUGGGAAGUUUGGGGAUCCCCAGGUCACGAGCUCCGUCCCCACUUCUGCUCCAAGAACAGCCAUCCCCACCCUGGCCCUCAGCCUCUGUCCACACGGUGCUGGCAGGGCCCUUUUUGGCUGAGGAUGGUUCUCCGGACGCUCCUCCAGGCAUUCUGGAAGCGCUUGUCCCUGCUCUUGCUUCUUUCCUGGUGUGCUGGCUUGAUGCUGUCCCCUCAAGUGAAAACUAGCCCUGACUUUCUGCUGCUGAAGGCGGUGAGCUUUGUCCCCAUGGAGGCUGACCCCAGGCUGUGGUUUUUUCCGCACCGGGCAGUGCUCGCUUCAUGGCAGUGGGAAGCCGGCCACCUGCCUCCUGCACUGCACUGUCCUCUGCUUCUUCCCAGUGACUGUCACCUGAAGGGAGAGGUCAGGCACCAGCACGAUGGUUCCACCUUAUAGAGAAUUUCCAAACUAGGAAAA